Hemicordylus capensis (graceful crag lizard) is the source of this 8581-nucleotide messenger RNA. It is a transcript of the gene STAB2, whose product is annotated as stabilin 2. The record is from RefSeq and is a predicted model, not a curated record. Lineage: Eukaryota; Metazoa; Chordata; Lepidosauria; Squamata; Cordylidae. Gene Ontology annotation, molecular function: calcium ion binding; hyaluronic acid binding. The transcript has 69 exons. Gene Ontology annotation, biological process: cell adhesion. The coding region runs from base 175 to 7830 and encodes 2551 amino acids.
UCUUUACUGGCUUCAAGAGAAGGAGAAAAGAAGAAUAUAUUUUGAACCAUGCCAGCGUUUGUCGAAUAAAGGGGAUGCACUUAGCCUAGUGGAACUUUUAGGAAGUUUUGUUCCUAUAACAUUAAAACUGAUGAGAAAAUCAUUUUGAAGGAAAAUACCCAACAGUUUUUCAUCAUGAAGAGGAAUGUGAUGGUUUUAUUCCUUCUCUCGUCUUUAGUUGCAAAGACCUCCAGUUUAAUGAAAGUCGCAGAGCAGGGGAAGAACAAAUGCGAUGAGAAGACGCUUGUUAUCACCAAAACCAAAUGCAGAUCUUGCUCUCUCAAUUUUGAAAUCCAGUGUCCUGAAGGUUAUACUAAAAUUACCAAUAGCUCUGGGACACGAGACUGCAGGUAUUACCUUGAAAUCAAGACUUUCACUCUCUCCCUCCCAGGAUGUCGACAUACCUGUAUGAUGGAGUACCAGCAGUCUCAAUGUUGCCCAGGCUAUUGGGGGCCAGACUGUCUAGAAUGUCCAGGCGGAGCAACAUCACCCUGUCUUAACAGAGGGCGUUGCUUUCAGAGUGAGUUUGGGAAUGGAACCUGUACCUGCCAGAAAGGAUUUGGUGGAACCGCCUGUGAAACAUGUGCUGAAGACAAUGUUUUUGGACCUAACUGUACUUCAGUAUGUAGCUGCAUCCAUGGAACAUGCAGCAGUGGGAUAACUGGAGAUGGUAGAUGCACAUGUUUAUCUGGAUACAAAGGUCCUAGCUGUGACCAACCUAUACCUGAAUGCCAGGCCCUGCAGUGCCCAGAAAACUCCAGGUGUUCUGUCUCCAGCAUAGAUAAAACCCAGCUGGAAUGCAAAUGCCUUCCCAGCUAUCAGGGAGAUGGCAAACACUGUGAACCCAUCAACCCAUGCUCAAAACAGCCUUGUGAUUCUCAUGCUGAUUGCCUCUACCUCGGACCCAAUCGUCACAAUUGUACAUGCCACUAUGGUUACAGAGGAGAUGGCCAAGUUUGCAUUCCUAUAGAUCCUUGCCAAACAAACUUUGGGAAUUGCCCUACAGAGUCUACUGUCUGUAAAUAUGAUGCCCCUCUAAUGUCCCACUGUGAAUGCAAAGAACAUUUCAGAAAUUUUGUACCUGGAAAAGGAUGCAGGAUGACAAAUAUCUGUGCAACUAACAACCCUUGCCAUAAAUAUGCUGAAUGCACAAUGACAGGACCAGGACAAACUCUAUGUACUUGCAAAAAGGGCUACGUAGGUGAUGGAUUUAUAUGCUAUGGAAACAUCAUGGACCGAAUCAGAGACAUAAACACCAAAUCCGGAGGACAGUGGGAAGGACAACUAACAUAUGCUAUAGAACUCUUUGAAAAUGCCUACAAAUGGCCAUUAAGUAGUCGAGGACCAUUUACAGUUCUUGUUCCAACAAAUGAUGGGUUCAAAGGCAUCCAUUUUAAAGAUCUUCUUUCUAAUAAAGAGAGUGCCCAAUAUUUUGUGAAACUCCACAUAAUUGCUGGUCACCUGGACCUAAAUGGAUUGAAUAAUACAAGUACAGUUUACACGAUGACUGGCAAGCCCGGGGACAUAUUAAAUGAUGAAAAGGACAUAAGAAUUAGGAUACAAGGAGGAAAGAAGAAAGGUAAAAUCCUACAAGGGGAUAUUGUUGCCUCCAAUGGCAUUGUACACAUUAUCAGCGAUGCCAUGGACAACAUGGAACCUACUUUUGAAGGUGAUAACGAGAAAUCUAUAAUGGCAUUGCUUCAAGACAAAACAAGAUUUAGCAUAUUUAGAUCAAUGUUAGAGAAUCAUAUCAUGGGAUCAUACUUGUAUAUGCAUAGUGGACCUAGUACAAUUUUCAUUCCCACCAAUGAUGCUUUGGAGAACCUGAAAGACGGAGCACUGGACUACCUGUUAUCAAGUAAGGGUUCACGAAAGCUUCAUGAGCUAGUCCAGUAUCACAUUGUAUUUCAUACUGAGCUGGAAGUCGCCACCCUUAUCUCCAUGGGGUACAUUGAGACUAUGGCCCAGCAGCUCAUCUAUUUUAACAUAACUGAUAGUGGACAGAUCCUUGUCAAUGGUGAACGAAUAGAAGAAACAGACAUCACUGCAAACAAUGGCCAAAUUUUCACACUUUCUGGUGUUCUUAUACCUCCUUCCAUAAUCCCAAUUCUGCCACAACGAUGUGAUGAAGAAAAAACUGAAAUUAAGAUGGGUACUUGUGGGAAAUGCCCAGUAUCCCACAGGGACAGUUGUCCAGAAGAUUCAAUAUCUGUUCCUGCCACUGGGACUAAAUGCAUUUACAAUGACCAGACUCUUCUAAAACAUGGAUGUGCUAGGUAUUGCCAAGUAACAAAAAAGGAGCCUAACUGUUGCAAAGGAUUCUUUGGCCCGGACUGCAAUCAGUGCCCUGGUGGCUUUUCCAAACCUUGCUCAGGGAACGGAGAGUGUAUGGAUGGGAUGAGUGGAAAUGGAACUUGUGUUUGCAAUACUGGAUUCGAAGGAUCUUAUUGCCAGUUCUGUUCAGAUCCCAAUAAAUACGGACCUCAGUGUGACAAAAAAUGUAUGUGUGUGUACGGGAAGUGUGACAACCGAAUAGAAAGUGAUGGAAUCUGCCUUGCUGGCUCAUGUCAAAGUGGAUAUGCCGGAAAACUCUGUGAUGCUCAGGUGUUUCCAUGUGGCACUUUUCUUCAGUUCUGCCAUGCACAUGCCAACUGCCUGUUUAGCAACGGAGCCCUGAGCUGUGUUUGCAAACCUGGAUAUGAAGGAGAUGGAAUAACUUGCAGUGAAGCAGAUCCUUGUGCUAAUUUAAUUCCACACAGUUGCAGUUCUAACGCAGAAUGUAUCAAGACUGGACCUGGAACUCAUGAGUGUGUAUGCCAGCCGGGAUGGACAGGAAAUGGAAGAGACUGUGCAGAAAUCAACAAUUGCCUGCUGACAAAUUUUGGAGGCUGCCAUAGUAAUGCCACCUGCCUUUAUAUAGGUCCAGGCCAGAAUGACUGUGAAUGUAAGGAAGGAUUUCGGGGCAAUGGAUAUGAAUGUGAGCCCAUAAACUCUUGUUCUGAACAAAAUGGGAAGUGCCAUCCCCUGGCAGGUUGUCAGUUCACAUCUUCUGGAAUCUGGCAGUGUGUGUGUCCAAAGGGUUAUGAGGGAGACGGCAGCAUAUGCUAUGGAAAUGCAGUAGAGGAAUUGUCUUCUCUGUCAGAAGCAGCUGGGUUUAAUGAUUGGGUUGAUACAGCUGCAUUAAAGACACUCCUGACAGAUAUGUCAAAUCUAACCAUCCUUGUGCCUUCUCGCCAAGCAAUUGAAAACAUGGACCAAGAUGAAAGAGCUUUUUGGAUGUCAAAAAGCAACAUUCUAAGCCUAAUAAAGUGCCACAUAUUAGAGGGAGCAUAUACAGUUGCUGACCUCCAAAACUUGUCAUCUUCUGAUGGUUUGGCAGCAUCUCUGCAUGGCAACUUCCUGCCAUUGUCCAAAGGAAAAGGAAAUCUCACUGUUGAUGGAGCCAACAUUGUAGCUGGUGACAUUGCUGCCACAAAUGGAAUUAUACAUGUAAUUGAUAAGGUUCUGACACCCAUCAGAAGAGUGAGAAGCGUUUUACCAAACCUGCUGGCACGCCUGGAACAGAUGCCCAAUUACUCCAUUUUCCGGGGUUAUAUUAUUCAAUAUAAGCUGGCAAAUGAAAUAGAAGCAGCCAGCACUUAUACCAUUUUUGCUCCAAGCAAUGAAGCCAUUGAAAGUUUCCUCAAGAAUAAACAAUCAACCUCUCUGGAUGAAGAGCAAAUCCGGUACCAUGUUGUUCUGGAGGAGAAGCUCUUGAAAAAUGACAUGCAUAAUGGGAUGUCCAGGGAGACCAUGCUUGGAUUGUCAUUUAGAGUUGGAUUCUUUAUCCACGAUGCCCAGCUCUACAUAAACGAAGCACCUCUUAAUUCCCCAAAUGUUGCAACUGAUAAAGGAAUAAUCCAUGGAUUGGGAAAAGUAAUGGAAGUCCCCAAGAACAGAUGUGAUGUCAAUGAUUCUGUGAUUAUAACUGGAAAAUGUUUGUCCUGUUCAUUCCCACCUGGCUGCCCACCUGGAACUACAGCAGUGCCAGGAAAGGGCGAAAUGUGCUUUUAUGUCCACUACUAUAGGAUGACCCUUCGCUCUGGAUGCCAGCCAAAAUGCAUUAAAACCAUAGUUAACAAAGGAUGUUGUGCUGGUUUUUAUGGCCCACAGUGCGAGCCUUGUCCAGGGCAAGUUGGAAAUGCUUGCUUUGGGAAUGGUGUUUGCAUGGAUGGCAUUAAUGGCACUGGCUCUUGUCUGUGUGAAUCAAGAUUCACUGGACUGGACUGUGAUAGAUGUAUCGAAGGCAAAUAUGGCAUCAACUGUGACCAAGAUUGUGCGUGCAUCCAUGGGAAAUGCAACAGUGGCAUUAAAGGAGACGGCACUUGUGAAUGUGAUGUCGGCUGGAGAGGUGUGAAAUGUGAGAGUGAAAUCAAAGAUGAUGAAUGCAACAGUACCUGCCACACCAGUGCCAACUGCUUCCUCAAUCCUGACAGCUCAGCAUAUUGCAAGUGUGCAGCUGGGUUUAAAGGGAACGGGACUUACUGUUCAGCUAUCAAUGCUUGUGAAACCAGCAAUGGAGGUUGCGCUGUCAAAGCAGAUUGUAAACGUACCACUCCGGGAAACCGAGUGUGUGCUUGCAAAGCAGGUUACACUGGAGAUGGAAUAGUCUGCUUUGAAAUCAACCCUUGCUUGGAGAAUAAAGGUGGAUGUGAUAAAAAUGCAGAGUGUACUCACACUGGACCAAAUCAGGCAGCAUGUAACUGUUUAACAGGAUAUUCUGGAAAUGGUAAAUCCUGCACCUUCAUCAGCCCAUGUUCAAUUAAUAAUGGUGGCUGUGGGGAAUUUGCACUCUGCAAUGCUACUGAACAAUCAGAAAGGACCUGCACCUGUAGGCCCGGCUACAUUGGUGAUGGGUUUACUUGCAGAGGCAGCAUCUUCCAGGAACUUUCGAGGGAUACCAACAGCAGUAAAUUUAGCAGUUUUCUCAUGGAUUCUGGUGUAAGAGAUAUUUUAGGGGUUGGCCCUUUCACUGUUUUUGCACCAAGCACACAAGCAAUGCUAAAUGAAUCAAAGAUGAAUAGCUGGUAUGCCAAAGGUGUGUUGCCCCAGAUCCUUCGCUAUCACGUAGUAUCUUGUACUGGGCUACUGUAUAAUGACCUGAUAUUAGGUAAAACUGUCACCACACUUCAGGGAGAGCAGCUCAAGAUCACAUUCUCACAGAAUUCAGUUUUUUUGAAUGGCAAAGCUAAGAUUUUAAACAGUGAUAUCAUAACCACAAAUGGAGUGAUACAUAUCAUAGAUACAGUCCUAAUUCCACAGAAAAUGCAAGACUUCCCACCUGGAGCUCCAUAUUCUAAAAGGGAAAUCCUCAAAAAUGUUGCAGCAAAAAAUGGGUACAGCAUGUUCUCCAGCUUGUUAGAGAGAACAGGAUUGAUGACUCUUAUCAAUGAUCCUCUCCAUCAACCAGUCACCUUGUUCUGGCCCAGUGACAAAGUGAUCAGAGCUAUGCCACAAGACGAGCAAGAUGCACUAUUUCAAAUGCUGAACAAGGAAAAACUAAAGCAGUACUUGAAAUUCCACAUCAUUGGAAGUGCUAAGAUUUUAGCCUAUGCCCUCCCUAAUUCUGAGUCACUGAAGACACUUCAAGGUUCUGAUCUCAGUGUGACAUGUAGUGACGAUGACGCCGAUAUUGGUGACUUGUUCCUCAAUGAAAGGAGGUGUAAGAUAGUGCAAAGGCAUCUGGAGUUUAAUGAUGGAGUUGCUUACGGUAUUGACUGCAUGUUAGCCGAUCCUACACUUGGAGGUCGCUGUGACACUUUCAUCACUUCUGAUUUGCCGGGGGACUGCAGUAGUUGUUACAGAACUUUUCGCUGUCCUGCUGGAAGUAAAGUAACGGGAGAAACUAAGUCAUGUACUUACUUACUCAAUCAAAGAGUCCUGACAGGCUGUCGGAAGGAUUGCACUAUGGUGGUCAGGGUCCCGCAGUGCUGCAAAGGCUUCGUUGGGAAUGACUGUAAAGCCUGCCCAGGAGGGCCCGAAGCGCCAUGUUCUAGCCAUGGCUCAUGUGAUGAAGGCUAUGCUGGCACAGGGCAAUGCACAUGUAAUGGUGGCUUCAACGGGACUUCCUGUGAGAGCUGUCUGCCAGGAAGAUAUGGCCUGGAAUGCAAAUCCUGUGAGUGCACAGCACAUGGACAGUGUGAUGAAGGAACUUCUGGAUCAGGGCUGUGUUUCUGUGAAACGGGAUGGACAGGCCGAUUCUGUGAAACCCAACUUGCUUCAGUCCAAGUGUGUUCGCCCAGCUGUUCUGUUAAUGCUGUAUGCAGAAACGACAACACCUGCCAGUGCAAGCCAUAUUACAGCGGAGACGGAAUCACAUGCACUGCUGAGGACCUUUGUAAGAAGAACAAUGGUGGCUGUCAUAAGCACGCAACGUGUACGCAGUCUGGUGUGAAAGUCAAUUGCACAUGCCAGAUAGGAUACCAGGGAGACGGCCACUCCUGCAUUGCUAUCAACCCUUGCACAGAUGGAUUCAAUGGUGGUUGUCACGAACAUGCUACUUGUACAAUGACUGGACCUGAUAAGCGUACGUGUGAAUGCCCAGAUCCCUACAUUGGUGAUGGCAUCACCUGUGAAGUGAAACAACUACCUUUGGACCGAUGUCUGCAAGACAAUGGACAAUGUCAUCCUGACGCUAACUGUGCCGAUCUCCAUUUCCAAGAUGCAACUGUUGGAGUUUUUCACAUACGUUCUCCAAAGGGAAAGUACAAACUGACUUAUGAGAACGCAAAUAAGACCUGUGCUGAUGAAGGAGCCACAGUAGCUACCUACAAUCAGCUCUCAUAUGCCCAGAAGGCAAAGUUCCACUUAUGUGCCGCUGGCUGGCUGGAUAAUGGAAGAGUGGCAUAUCCCACUGCCUUCUCUGCCCCAAAGUGUGGAGGAGGAGUUGUUGGGAUUAUCGACUACGGGAUCAGAGUCAACCUCAGUGAAACCUGGGAUGUCUUUUGUUACAGAGUUAAAGAUGUCAACUGCACUUGCAAAAUUGGCUAUGUGGGUAAUGGAUAUACAUGUAGUGGGAACUUGUUCCAAGUGCUCCUGUCUUUCCCAUUUUUUACAAACUUCAUCAAGGAGGUCUUGACUUACUCAAAUGCGUCAGUGAAUGGCCAGGAGUUUGUGAAAUACCUCACAGAUUUGUCCAUUCACGCAACAUUGUUUGUACCAAACAAUGAUGGGCUGAAAGAAAAUCAGACGCUUUCUGGAAGAGACAUUGAAUAUCAUUUGUCCAACAUGGGUGCUUUGUACUAUGAAGAUUUGACCAACGGAAGUACCCUUCAAACCAGAAUAGGGAAAAGACUUUUAAUUACACACAGUGAAGAUCAGAAGUACCAGGCUUCUUCAGCUAAAAGGAUCAAAACCAAGUAUGUAGACAGAAGAGCUAUCCUUGAGUGGGACAUCAUUGCUUCCAAUGGGGUCAUCCAUGUGAUCGCAGCACCACUGCAGGCUCCACCACUACCGUCUGAUUUACAUGCUGGAGUUGGAAUAUUCUUUGCAAUUCUCCUGGUCACUGGAAUCAUUGCUCUUGUUGGAUACUCAUACUACAGGUUUAAGCAGGGAAAUAUUCGCUUCCAGCAUUUCAAGGAUAAAGAUGAUGUUGAUGUAACCCUGGAUAACAGACAGUUUGCAAACAUCUCAAAUCCUAACUAUGAAAACUCAACAACCUCUCCACCAGAUCCUCCUUAUGAUCCUUUUUCUGAUUCUGAUAAUCAACAACUGGUGACGAGUGGGCCCUCUGAUGGAGUUCCAGUGGCUUAACUCUAAACAUUCAAAGGAACAUUUUUUCUACUGGAAUAUAAAAUACAAAAAGCAAUGCAAAGAGAAGACAGUGAAAGAAAGAUUCUCAGGAAAGGAGUUCAAAUGUGGCUUGGGUUUCUAGAGUUGUCUAUUGUUUUUUCCUGCUUUCCUGAGAUCAAAUGCUUCUUCAGGAUUUGUUACCAUUCUGCUUUCUUAAUUCAUAAUUUGGAGAGUGUGUGAGAGAUUCUGAAGUUCAUUAGCUACAACCACAGCAUAUGUUACACUUCUAACAAGAUAUUAAACAAAGCACUAACACCACCUCCUAUUGCUGAUUUAUAUAAUCCAAGUUUGGCAAUGUAGGGAUCCUACAUAAAAUCUCUACUGUUUUUUUUUUUUUAAGCUAAGCACUGUAAUAAAAGGUCAUUUUUAAAAGAGCAGGUGACAUCAGGGGACAUGGAAAAAUCCCAGCCAAGUUCCCCAUUACCACCACCACUAAAAAUAAUAUACAAAAGUUUUCAAUCUUUCAGAGGCAAUUAAAGAGUGCCUUUUAAAUUCGGACUUUUGGCCAGUGAGUAUCUGUCCUCAGAUUUAUUUUUUUAAAAUUUUAGUUGGUUUCCAUAGAUGUGUUUGUUAAAUUUUAGCUUUAUUUUUAAUGAUCCGUUUGUUUUAGGUUGUUGCUUUUAAUUUGUUGUUCACCACCCUGGGGUCCCAGGACAAAAGGUGGUAUACAAGUGUCAAUAAUAAUAAAUAAUAAAAAUGCAUCUAGCUUGUU